Messenger RNA from Limanda limanda (common dab), 1660 nucleotides. It is a transcript of the gene asb5a, whose product is annotated as ankyrin repeat and SOCS box containing 5a. The coding region runs from base 177 to 1175 and encodes 332 amino acids. The transcript is spliced from 7 exons. Gene Ontology annotation, molecular function: protein binding. The record is from RefSeq and is a predicted model, not a curated record. Gene Ontology annotation, biological process: positive regulation of protein catabolic process; protein ubiquitination; intracellular signal transduction. Lineage: Eukaryota; Metazoa; Chordata; Actinopteri; Pleuronectiformes; Pleuronectidae.
UUGCAGUAGUUGCUCUCAGGCACAGGAGCAGCUGCAAGGCAUUUUUUUUUUCCAGCCUGUACUUUGUCAGGACCGGCCGACCAGUCAGUGCCCGGGAGGAGGAAGUUAUUCUACUCUUGUGCUUUCUGGAGUGAAGCAUCUGAUCCGGCUCUCAUUCUGUGAACGUGCCAGAAGAAAUGUCCGACCCGACAGAGGAGCUCAGCAACAAGCCCUUCGCGGCCCAGUUGUCCAAUGUUUACCUCAGCAUCCUGGCGCUGUUCUGCUUCAAGCUCUUUGUGAAGAUUUCUCUCAACUUGCUGACAUACUUCUACGUUAUCCGUGGGAACCGCAAAGAGGCGGCGAGGAUACAAGCAGAGUUCUAUGAAUAUGGUCAACGGCACAACUCCUGGACAGACCGCUCCCCUCUCCACGAGGCUGCAUGUCAUGGCCGCCUCCUGGCCCUGAAGACCCUCCUCCUACAGGGUCACGGUGUGAACGUGCUGACCAUAGACCGCGUGUCCCCUCUUCAUGAAGCCUGUCUGGGAAACCACGUUACUUGUGCCAGAGCUCUCAUCGACGCCGGAGCCAAUGUCAACGCCUUGACAAUUGAUGGAGUCAGCCCUCUGUUCCACGCCUGCACCGUGGGCAGCGUGGCAUGCGCCGAAAUCCUUUUGGCAAAUGGAGCGAGACCCCAAAGUCUGGUGUACCACCCCUCGCCCAUCCAUGAAGCCACAAGCAAAGGUCAUCACGGCUGUGUGGAGGCUCUGGUGACUUGGGGGGCAGAUGUGGACAUGGACAUUCCUCACCUGGGCACGGCGCUCUAUACGGCCUGCGUCUGCCAGGAGCUGGAGUGUGCCAGGAAACUCCUGAGGGAAGGUGCCAAUGUACAGAAAGGCAAAUCCCUGGAGUCACCGCUACACGCAGCUGCAGAGAAAGACUUCACCGGGGCGGUGAAGCUGCUGCUGGACUUUGGCGCCGACAUUAACGCCCGGAACAAAGAGUUCCAGCGGCCGGUGGACAUGGCUCCACCCAGCAGUAUAACAGAGGGUUUCCUGCUCGUCUAUGAAGCUACACCACGACUCCUGAGCCAAGUGUGUCGUCAGUGCAUCAGGAACUGCGUCGGCCGGGACAGACUCCACCUCCUCUCCCACCUGCAUCUGCCCAACAGGCUCAGGAACUACCUGCAAUACAAGUGAAAGGCAGAAGAAACCAAACAUCUGCCCCCUAAUGGGACUUAUGAGAAGACACCUUUCGACACAAACUGCACAUCAACUCCAUGAACUCCUCCGACCUUUAAUUUUAGCUGCUACUCAAUGCAGUACGAACAAUUUAUUGUAAUUAGUCACGGAGCUGCCGCAGAGUAGCUGACAGAACCACGUUGUGUUGAACUAGUCUGAUUCCCAUGUGUGGAUAUUUGGACCUGAACUAAUGUGAAGCAGGAUAUUGUUAUAACAGGCCCUCAGGCUCAGCCAUCCCCAGAUCAAUUAGGACAAAACAUAUUUUGAUAAACAGAGUUUUAUUUGCUUUUCAGAUUUGUAGUGUUGUUAGAAUAUGUAUUAAACGAGUGCUACACUUUGAAAACUUUGCAUAUUGUGACACAAAAUAUAUAUAUACUGUACAUAUAUGAAUGAGUGCUUGUAGUUUUGCUAUGCACACCUUUAGAUCAUUAAAAUUGUUUUGA